This is a messenger RNA of Cylicostephanus goldi, 225 nucleotides long. The record is from the annotation of a GenBank genome assembly. NCBI's taxonomy places the organism in Eukaryota, Metazoa, Nematoda, Chromadorea, Rhabditida, Strongylidae.
AUGGUUGUAUUUAUCCCCGAUAUCGUUUUAUCUGGAUGGGCCAAGCCCGAUCCUAACUGCGCAAACGAUACAGAAAUCAUCAACGCAUUGCUCAAGGAUACCUAUAACAAGCACUACAUUCCUUCACAUCCGACACAUGUGCGAGUAGACAUGUGGGUGCAGGAAGUAACUGCCGUGUCAGAACUCACACAGGAUUUUGAAAUUGGUCAGUUUCGCUUUGUUUAA